Molecule: messenger RNA, 2504 nt
Organism: Synchiropus splendidus (mandarinfish)
Lineage: Eukaryota; Metazoa; Chordata; Actinopteri; Syngnathiformes; Callionymidae
Product: transcription initiation factor TFIID subunit 5-like
Exons: 11
Coding region: 1-2247 (748 amino acids)
Biological process (GO): transcription initiation at RNA polymerase II promoter
Cellular component (GO): transcription factor TFIID complex
Molecular function (GO): RNA polymerase II general transcription initiation factor activity; protein binding
Source: RefSeq, a predicted model, not a curated record
AUGGCGGCCGUACAGAGUGGUGUCGUCGACUCGACCGAAGUAAAAGCGAUUAAACAAGAAUCCGCCGCGGAGACCUUUGGGAAUAACAAUGCAAACGACGACAGACUACCUUCUACAUCCCCGGGGGCGAAUUCUGGAAAUAAUAAACCCCCGGCGGCGCCUCAGGAGGACCAAAAGACCCUGAUCGCGGUUCUGCAAUUUCUGAGGAAAAACAAACUGAACGAGUCUGUUGAAAUACUGCGCCGAGAAGCGGGUUUGUCGGAGGAACUGUUGGAGUCGAAGGGUGCUGAUGGCCAGGGCUCUGGUUCUGGGGGAGCCGUUGGGAGUGCAGAAUCAGACGGCGGGGAUGGGAGCGCUCUACUCACCAGGGUGACCGCAUCAUCCACGGCUGGAGCUCCGGUAACCGUCAAAGCAACUCCAGGAGAGGACCAGCCUGAUGUGAGCGUAGUUCUGUCUGCCUACAGUCAGCAAGGAGACCCAGCGUUAUACGAGGGCUACUACAGUGGCCUGAAGCGGUUUAUCGAAACGGUUCUGGAUUGCCACCGGGCUGAGCUUUCCCAGGUUUUCUAUCCUCUCUUCGUCCACAUGUAUCUGGAGCUGGUCUACAACAACCAUGAAAGUGAGGCAAAAGCUUUUUUUGAAAAGUUCAGUGGGGAUCAAGAGUGCUACUAUAAAGACGACUUGCAGGUUUUGUCGGGUCUGACAAAGAAGGAGCACAUGAGAGGGAACGAGACUCUUUUGGACUUUCGCACCAGCAAGUUUGUCCUGCGAAUCUCGCGUGACUCGUACCAGCUGCUGAAGAGGCAUCUGCAGGAGCGGCAGAAUAACCAGAUUUGGAAUAUCAUCCAAGAGCACCUCUAUAUAGACAUUUUCGAUGGCAUGCCGCGCAGCAAAAGCCAGAUCGAUGCGAUGUCGGGCAGCUUGGCCGGAGAAGCCAAGAGAGAAGCCAACAAAGCAAAGGUUUACUACGGUUUACUGAAGGAACCCGAAAUAGAGCUGCCGCUUGAUGACGAGGAUGAAGAAGCCGACAACGAAGAGGGGAAACCGAAGAAGAAGAAGCCUAAAAAGGACAGCAUGGGCGCAAAGAGCAAGAAGCAGGAUCCCAACGCUCCCUUACAGACUAGGAUACCUCUACCAGAACUGAAGGAUUCAGACAAGCUUGACAAGAUCAUGUACAUGAAAGAGGCCACCAAGAGGAUCCGCCUGGGCCCAGACAACCUCCCGUCGAUUUGUUUCUACUCCUUUCUCAACUCAUACCAGGGUUUGACUGCGGUGGACUUCACAGAUGACUCCAGUCUGAUUGCUGGAGGUUUUGCUGACUCGACAGUGCGGGUAUGGAGCGUCACACCCAAAAAGCUUCGGAAGGUCAAGUCUGCUGCAGACUUGAAUUUGAUUGACAAAGAGUCUGAUGAUGUGCUGGAAAGGAUCAUGGAUGAAAAGACGGCGAGCGAGUCAAAAGUCCUUCACGGCCACAGCGGUCCAGUGUACGGCAUCAGCUUCAGCCCAGACAGGAACUACUUAUUGUCAAGUUCUGAAGAUGGAACUGUGAGACUGUGGAGUUUACAAACCUUUACUUGUCUGGUGGGAUACAAAGGACAUAACUAUCCAGUGUGGGACACGCAGUUUUCCCCUCAUGGCUAUUACUUUAUCUCUGGGGGACACGACAGAGUUGCACGCUUGUGGGCAACGGAUCACUACCAGCCCCUCCGAAUGUUUUCGGGCCACCUUGCUGACAUCACCUGCACCCGCUUCCACCCCAACUCCAAUUACGUGGUCACAGGGUCGUCGGACCGCACCAUUCGCCUGUGGGACGUGUUAACCGGGAACUGCGUCAGAAUCUUCACCGGUCAUAAGGGACCCAUCCAUGCAUUAGCUUUCUCUCCCAAUGGCAAGUUCCUGGCAUCGGGAGCCACCGACGGCAGGGUUCUGCUGUGGGACAUUGGUCACGGACUCAUGAUUGGAGAGCUGAAAGGCCACACUGAUACCAUCUAUUCUCUCAGGUUUAGUCGAGAUGGAGAAAUUCUUGCUUCAGGAUCUAUGGACAACACAGUGCGUCUCUGGGACUCUAUGAAAGCGUUCGAUGACGUGGAAACAGAUGACUUCACAGCAGCCACAGGUCACAUCCAUCUACAAGAUAACUCCCAAGAGCUUCUGCUGGGGACGUACAUGACCAAGUCAUCGCCUGUCAUCCAGCUCCACUUCACUAGAAGAAACCUGCUGUUGGCAGCUGGAGCUUACAACCCAUAAAACAUAGACAAGUUGAUUUAAUAUUUGCUUGGAUAAAGCAAAUGACUGAAGAAGACUUUAUCAGACCUUCGAGGCAAUUUAGCUGUGAAUAUAAAAAUAUAUAUAAAAUAAAAUAUGAUCCUCAAUUUUAGCUUUGCGGGUGGGCUCUUCCAACACCUGUUUGGACAGUUGAAGACAUUUCUAACAACUCUGGUUUAUAAAAUCCAUCUGGGAUUGCUUUUAUACUGGUGCUCACUGUAAAUAAAUAUUUUCUAUGU